Ascochyta rabiei is the source of this 1614-nucleotide messenger RNA. RefSeq names its product Isocitrate lyase. The record is from RefSeq and is a predicted model, not a curated record. The transcript is spliced from 4 exons. Gene Ontology annotation, molecular function: isocitrate lyase activity. Bases 1 to 1614 code for a protein of 537 amino acids. Gene Ontology annotation, biological process: carboxylic acid metabolic process. NCBI's taxonomy places the organism in Eukaryota, Fungi, Ascomycota, Dothideomycetes, Pleosporales, Didymellaceae.
AUGUCUCACGCUGACGCCGAGGAAGCGCAGUAUCAGAAAGAAGUUGAGGAGGUCAAGCAGUGGUGGACUGACUCCAGAUGGAGGUAUACAAAGAGACCGUUCACCGCCGAGCAGAUCGUUGCAAAGCGCGGAACUCUAAGGAUCCAGUAUCCAGGAAACACCCUGUCAAAGAAGUUGUGGAAGACUGUCGAGGAUCGCUUCAAGAACAAAGAUGUCAGCUAUACAUAUGGGUGUCUUGAUCCGGUGAUGGUUACACAGAUGGCGAAGUACCUGGACACAGUGUACGUUUCCGGGUGGCAGUGUUCUUCGACAGCAUCAUCGACCGACGAGCCUGGACCCGACCUGGCAGAUUACCCUUAUACGACCGUCCCUAACAAAGUCGGACACUUAUUCAUGGCACAAGUGUUCCACGAUCGCAAGCAGCGAGAAGAGCGUGUCACUACACCAAAAGCCGACCGUGCGAAGCUCGCCAACGUCGACUACCUCCGACCUAUCAUCGCUGACGCGGAUACUGGGCAUGGUGGACUGACGGCUAUCAUGAAGCUUACGAAGUUGUUUGUUGAAAAAGGUGCUGCCGGCAUUCAUAUCGAGGAUCAGGCGCCAGGAACAAAGAAGUGUGGACACAUGGCAGGAAAGGUUUUGGUACCGAUCAGCGAGCACAUCAACCGCCUGGUCGCUAUUCGCGCGCAAGCCGAUAUCAUGGGUAGCGACCUUCUCGCUGUUGCUCGUACCGACUCAGAAGCUGCUACGCUCAUUACAUCAACUAUCGAUCCCCGCGAUCAUCACUACAUCUUGGGUGUAACGAACCCAGCCCUCCAGCCUCUUAGCGAACUCAUGUAUGCUGCGGAGCAAGCUGGAAAGAGCGGCGAUGAGUUACAGGCGAUUGAGGAUGCAUGGACCAAGGAAGCCCACUUGAAGCUUUUCCACGAGGCUGUGGCAGACACGAUUAAUGCUGGGGUUCACGUCAACAAGCGAGAGCUCAUUGCUCAGUUCAACGAGCAGACCCAAGGGAAAAGCAACCCCGAGGCACGUGCUAUCGCCAAGGGACUGACAGGUGUCGAUAUUUUCUUCAAUUGGGAGGCUGCACGGACACGUGAGGGUUACUACAGAUACCAGGGCGGAUGUCAAACCGCAAUUAACCGCGCGAUCGCCUACGCGCCAUACUGCGAUCUUAUCUGGAUGGAGUCAAAACUACCUGACUUUGCUCAAGCGAAGGAGUUUGCUGAUGGCGUUCACGCUGUCUGGCCGGAGCAGAAACUCGCAUACAACCUUUCGCCUUCUUUCAACUGGAAGAGUGCGAUGCCUCGCGACGAGCAAGAGACUUACAUCAAGCGUCUCGCAGCUCUUGGCUACUGUUGGCAAUUUAUCACGCUUGCUGGUCUGCACCAGACCGCUCUCAUGGCCGACACCUUCUCUAAAGCGUACGCCAAGCAGGGUAUGCGCGCUUACGGCGAGAUCAUCCAGGAGCCGGAGGCGGAGAACAAGGUGGAUGUUCUCACCCAUCAGAAAUGGAGUGGUGCCAACUAUGUCGACAACAUGCUGAAGAUGGUGUCCGGCGGUGUCAGCUCGACCGCGGCGAUGGGCAAAGGUGUCACAGAAGACCAGUUCAAGUAG